Messenger RNA from Planococcus citri (citrus mealybug), 2019 nucleotides. RefSeq names its product carbohydrate sulfotransferase 11-like. The transcript is spliced from 5 exons. Gene Ontology annotation, molecular function: sulfotransferase activity. Gene Ontology annotation, cellular component: membrane. The coding region runs from base 176 to 1252 and encodes 358 amino acids. Lineage: Eukaryota; Metazoa; Arthropoda; Insecta; Hemiptera; Pseudococcidae. Gene Ontology annotation, biological process: carbohydrate biosynthetic process. The record is from RefSeq and is a predicted model, not a curated record.
GACGAGUAUUGAAUUCUUGAUACUCAUCUUAUAAUAUGGCAUCAUACUAGUAGCAGACCAAACUAGUUUUUUUUGUUAUCAUUGCUCUCUUGUUUAUACCCAAAGUCUUCGCUGUAAACAGAACGAAAUUAUUUUCUUUUACCUACAUGGUUUGAUUUCUUUGAAAUGUUAGUAAAUGGUGUUUCGAUUUCAAACAAAAAUUGUAAAAUGUUUUGUAGUGUUUCUGAGUAUUCUUUUCAUUUACUUGAUUUUCGAAAACUCGAAUAUUAUCCCUCGUCAACCUGAAUUAAAAACCGAACAGAUCAUCAUAAAAGCUCGUAAAAGAAACAGUCUUCGGUUAUCGAACUUGGAAAAUGUAUGCAAACGAUAUAAUUUGGGAAGAUAUUGGGUUUCUUCGAAACCGACAGUUUUCAAAGAACCUCCGGCACCUCAGUAUGAAAUUUUCUUCUACGAUUUAAAACACAAAUUAUCUUGGUGCCCGAUCUACAAAGCUGGUACGUCAACUUGGUUGUAUAACUUAGCCCUACUAGGCGGCUCUAGCGAAACCCAAAUAGCUAAUUCGAAGAAACAAAUCAACGAUGUAGUAAGAGAUAUUCUACCGUCUUUGGAAAGCGACGACGCUAAACGAGCUCUAGAACACUCGUUGAAAUUCCUCAUCGUUCGACAUCCGUUCGAAAGGAUUCUCUCUGCUUAUCGUGAUAAACUUGAGAACGUUGCUGUGAGAGGUAUCGAUGGCACUCAUCACUUUUAUCAAUCUUUCGGUUCGAAAAUCGUCGCCAAGUAUAGAACCGGUGGAAACAACACGAACUCUAGACUGAUCUUGAAACCAGGCCAGUACAUUUGGAAUGAAGAAAAAGAACCGAUUGGAGUUGAACCUACGUUUAGAGAAUUCGUGAAACAUUUAAUCGAUACUGAUCUUCGAACCAGAGCCGAUGACCAUUGGAUACCGUAUUAUUUAUUUUGUACUCCUUGUAUGGUCAAGUACGAUAUCGUCGGCCAACUAGAAACAAUGAUGGAAGAUCAAUUAUUCGUAAUUCACGAGGCGAAUUUACAAGAUAAAAUUAAACCUAGAUGGCGUCAUAAGACUAAUCCAUUUUCAAACGAUAGAGUUACCGGUGUCAGUGAUUUAGCUAAGGUGUACUUCUCACAAUUGAGUCAAUCAGAUGUGAGCAAGUUAUUCGAAAAAUAUCGAUUAGAUUUCGAAUUAUUCGGUUACGAUGAGAAACCGUACUAUAAAUACGCUUCCAGUUGAUCUCGAUGCUUUCAGUUUCAAUUUACCGAACCUAAUUUCCAAAAAAAAAAAAAAAAAAAAAACGUAAACGUGAUAAACAUUAUUAUUAAUACUGGAAAUAAUAAACUUAAACGAUAUAAAAAUCAAAUCAAACGUGUAACUCGUGUAACGAAACAAAUUCAAGGUAAACGAACCCUACAAAAUAAAGCAUUUUUGCAUUUAGAAAAAUCACACUACUUAAAACUUGAAAAAGUAUUUAAAAAAAAAAUUGAAACACAAUCAAGAUCACAGCAUUACACAUAAUGUUUCUACGCCACGUAAUAUUAUUAUACAUAUGUCUCCCAAUGUGCUUAAGAAUUACUUAACUGAAUAGAUGAUCGAUUUUUGGUCAAGAUAAUGAAAUUCAUGACUAGUUGUCUCGACUUCUCCCGUCGACGUGAGAUUCGCAUCUUUGUUCGAACUGGUAACGAAAUUGUUCCGAAUAUAUUCAAACAUCGGUGUAAUUUUCCUUAUGUUUCGGUUCACUGGGUGCUGGAUUCUGUACCGGGUUCUUCGAGUAUAAAAUAAUAGAAAGGAUUAUAACGAUUAUCGAUACAGCGGCGUUGCUUUUGAUCGGUACGUCGAAAAUGAUCCAGGUCAGAAUAGCGAUGAAUACCAAUUCUAAAGCCGAUGCCACCGUUUUCAGUAUAGAAUUUAGGUAUUUUAAGAAGAAACUUGCAACGAUUCCCACGGCAGCGUUGUUCAAUAUUACGAGUAGUACCUGAAAGUUGAUAAGAAUGUUGGUUAAA